AGGAAUAACUUCAGGAUCACGUGGAUAAAUUUGUGAGCCAGUUGGUGAAUCAACUUAUCUUCCUCAACCAGAGCAAUCAUCAGAUAUUGUCACGUGUUACCGGCAAAAUUUCGCUCUACUUAUGAAGCUUUACCAUUACCCCGAGCUGAGCUGCAAGGUUAGUGAAGGCGUGAUCAAGGACGUCAUCCAUCAGCUGAUCAGUCUGCUCACUGAGAAGAAACUCGAAAUGUACGACUCGACAGAAAUGUUUGUCAAAGUUGUCAACUGUCUCGUGCUCAGGAUACUUGAACGCUCCGACCAUACAGCUUGUACUUGUGCCCUGUUGAAACUGCUGUACGAGACGGUUGGCAACGGUGACGCAAUGCUGCCACCCUACCAGGAGCUGAUCAUGAAGUGCAUCUGGAGAGUGCUCAAGUUCAUUCCCGAGUGGUACGAGGAGGAAGAGCUUGAUUACGACCGGAUACUACCCGAUGUUCACACAUUCCUCAAGGACUACCCAUCGCACUGGUGGAAGAAGCAGAAGUCUGACACUCCGCUGCGAACUGUGAAGACAGUGGUUCAUACCCUGGUCAAGAUGAAGGGCUACGACCUCAUGCCCCAUGUCAAGAAGGUCAAGGGCAUCACGCCCGAGUCGGAAAUGUCCACUUACUGCAACAAACUGCUCAGGACACUGAAAGUGGCAGACUCGGCAGCAGUGGGCGAUUGCCAGCAGGAGAAGAAGGAAAACUGCAAGCCACGGCGCAUGCCCAAGUCAUUCCGAGACCAGCUGUCCGACAUUUUCAUGAAGAUCGGAUCCAAGACUGAAACUAAAGAGGUACGCAUCUGUGUCACUUGUAAAUACAUAAAUAAUACCUUGAUAGUGCAGUAA
This is a messenger RNA of Nilaparvata lugens (brown planthopper), 868 nucleotides long. RefSeq names its product cytoskeleton-associated protein 5-A-like. Gene Ontology annotation, molecular function: microtubule plus-end binding; microtubule plus end polymerase activity. Gene Ontology annotation, cellular component: spindle pole; kinetochore; centrosome. Gene Ontology annotation, biological process: centrosome duplication; establishment or maintenance of microtubule cytoskeleton polarity; mitotic spindle organization. Bases 122 to 868 code for a protein of 248 amino acids. The record is from RefSeq and is a predicted model, not a curated record. NCBI's taxonomy places the organism in Eukaryota, Metazoa, Arthropoda, Insecta, Hemiptera, Delphacidae. The transcript has 5 exons.